Messenger RNA from Triticum aestivum (bread wheat), 3002 nucleotides. RefSeq lists its product as uncharacterized. Lineage: Eukaryota; Viridiplantae; Streptophyta; Magnoliopsida; Poales; Poaceae. The record is from RefSeq and is a predicted model, not a curated record. Gene Ontology annotation, molecular function: protein dimerization activity. The coding region runs from base 506 to 2773 and encodes 755 amino acids. The transcript is spliced from 6 exons.
UUGGGCCUAAUCGGUGCUCUAGGCGGGCCCGUCGCUUAGGCGGAUCCAGGCGUGCGCCUAGGCGUGAUAGAGCGGAGAAAAGCGGCGAGGAGGCGGCGCAAGGCAGAGCAAGGCGGACCGGAGAUGGAGCGGGAGAGGUUGCAAGCAUGGACGGGAAGGAGCGAGAAGAUCGCUAGAAAAUGGAGAAGAUUGCGGGAAGUUUGCUGGCUGAAGGAAAGGAGAGAUUAGGGUAGGCUUUGCAUAUAUAUACACACAAAAGGGGUGGCGGCGGCUCGAUCUAUUCCGUCGUCUCUUCGUCCUCCGGCUGCCGAGACGAAGAGAUUCACCUCAUCCUCUCACCACGCAGCCAUGGCUUCUUCAUCCCCGCCAUCCCGCGCAGCCAUCUGAGGUCCCGCCUUCUUCCGUACUGUAGUUGUUCUCGACAGCUCAUACUACGAGGAGGUUAAAGACGGCUGGUCAUAUCUAGCACCUGAAGAAGCAACGGAAGUAUCAGCUAGUCUGAAGGAUGUCCGACACAAAUGCAACAUCGGCAUCGCAGGAAGAGAAUGUCCUUAAGAGAAAGUCAGAUGAUGUGGGAUGGGAGUACGGGAGUCUAGCUGAUGCUUCCAACAAGGAUAAAGUGAAGUGUAUGUUCUGUAACCAUGUGAGCACGGGAGGUGUUUAUCGUCACAAGCAGCAUGUGGCUCAUAUUGGUAAUGCUGUGGUCAAAUGCAAGAAAAGCUCUCAGGAAGCUAAAGACAGGUGCAAGAAAUCUCUUGAGGAUGCAUCUAAUAAGAGGAGGGAAAAGACUGCCCGUGAGCAAGAGCUUAGACAAAGUAUGAACAUUUCUCGCGUUGGAGAUGAAGAUGCUGCUCAUAUCGAAAGCACGGAGCCACACAAAUUAGGUCCUAUUGACAAGUGGGCACGGCCUAUUGAUCCUAAAUUGACUCAAGCUGAAGCCUUGCAUCAACAGAAGAUAAAUAAGGAAUUUUGGAAAAAGAGAACACAUGAAGUGCAACAGUAUGUGGCUAGAUGGGUGUACAAUCAUGCUAUACCAUUCAAUGCUUGUGACAACGAUGAUUUCAAGUUAAUGUGUGAAGCCAUUGGGAGGUUUGGUCCUGGAUUUGAGCCGCCAUCUAAACAUGACCUUCGAGAGACUUUGCUGAGUGAGGAACAUGCAAGAGUGAAGAGUUUGCUGCAAGAACGUGAUGCUGAAAAGAUGAAGAAUGGCUGCUCCAUUAUGAUUGAUGCUUGGUCAGAUAGGAAGAGGAGAAGCAUAAUGAACUUGUGCACAAACAGUGCUGAUGGUUCUAGUUUUAUAAGGUCGAGUGAGAUGUCGGCUGUAUCGCACACAAGUGAAGUCAUCUUCCAAUUAGUGGAUGAAGCAAUUGAAGAAGUAGGUCCUGAAAAUGUGGUCCAAGUAGUGACUGAUAAUGCUUCUAAUAACAUGGGGGCAAAGAAGAUGUUGUUGGAGAAGCGGUCGAACAUGUUUUGGAGCUCUUGUGCGACGCACACCAUUAACUUGAUGUUGCAAGGAAUUGGCGAUCUGCCAAGGUUUAGUAAGGUACUUGAAAAAGCAAAAGCAUUCACUAUCUUUGUCUAUGGGCACACACGGACCUUGGACUGCAUGAGACACUUCUCUUCAGGGAAAGAGAUCAUAAGGCCAGGGGUCACUAGGUUUGCUUCUGCUUAUCUAACUUUGGAAAGCCUUCUAGAAAAAAAGGAUCAACUGAGGAAGAUGGUGGUUGAUGGUAGAUGGGACAAACUAAGACUAGUUAAAUCAAAAAAGGGAAAGGUAGCAACAGCUACGAUGAUGAGCAUGGCUUUUUGGAAAGAUUUGAAGCUUUGCCUGAAUGUCUUUGAGCCUUUGGUAAAAGUCCUUCGUUUGGUUGAUGGGGAUGUCAAGCCAUCUAUGGGUUUUGCCUAUGGAGAAAUAGUGAAGGCAAAGAAAGAGAUCAAGGAAGUCUAUGGCAAUGUGGAGUCACGUUACAAAGAUGUGAUUAAUAUUGUUGAGAAAAAGAUGAAAGAUCGACUUGACUCUCCGUUGCACUUGGCUGCAUACUUACUGAAUCCAUAUUAUAGCUAUGUUGAUACUAAUAUUUUUGAUGAUGGGACAAUAACUGAAGGGUUCAUUAGCUGUGUGGAGACCUUUUAUUAUGGUGAUGAUGACAAGCAAGAUCAAGUUGUCAAUUUUGAAUUAAAGAGAUUCCAGAAUAGAGAAGGAUCAUUUGCAAAGAAGCUUGCGAGGAGUUGUCAGAAUUUUGAUUAUAAUGUAGCAUCUUGGUGGAGGCUCUAUGGAACUGAAGCACCAGCUCUUCAAAGGAUGGCUGUGAGAAUCCUCUCAUUGACCUCAAGUUCUUCGGUCUGUGAAAGGAAUUGGAGUACCUUCGAAAAUAUUCAUACGAAGAAAAGAAACAGGCUAACUACAGAACGUCUAAACUCUCUUGUGUUCAUACAAUUCAACUCGAGAAUGAUGGCCAAGAAACAAAUGAUCAAGGAGAAGAAGAUCAUUGAUGUCCUCUUAUCCGCUGAAACUACCGAAGCUCAAGGUUUUCUUUUUGAGGGCGGAGAUGAUUAUGCAGAAAUCGUCUAUAGGGAUGAUGAUGAGGAGGAGAUGGAUAGUACAGGGAUGCCAGGGAGUGGCAUUGGAGAAGCGAUGAGAGUCAAUGAAUUGCUCGAGCCACGUAGAAGUGUGAGACUAAGACAACUUUAUGAAGAAGAAGAAUUCGAUUCUGAAGAAGAGGAGUUUGAUGAUGAUGAGGAGAUGCAUUCAGAUGAGGAGAAUGACUAUUGAUAAUUGAGGAGGCCCAAAUGCAGGGUGUCUUUUCUUAAGUACUUUUUUUAUCACAUAUCUUUAUGUCAUUGAGUCAAACUGUUCGUGUGUGCGUCCGUGUGGAAUUUCCCUUUUUGAUUGUGAGAGAAGUCUUCCCAAUAAGAUUCUAGGAAUUAAAGAACUUCAUUUUGAUGUGUGAACUGUUGAGCUCAUAAUUUAUAAGGCUAUGCUAAUUGGGUCUUGUGUGAUA